Ambispora leptoticha is the source of this 516-nucleotide messenger RNA. The record is from the annotation of a GenBank genome assembly. NCBI's taxonomy places the organism in Eukaryota, Fungi, Glomeromycota, Glomeromycetes, Archaeosporales, Ambisporaceae.
AUGGCACUAUUUGUUGGACGGCUUGCACUGGAUACUCACCCACGAGAUUUAGAACAUAUCUUUGACAAGUAUGGACGUUUGAAUAGGUUGGAGAUUAAAAGAGGCUAUGCAUUUGUAGAAUAUAUGGAUACUCGCGACGCUUCAGAUGCCCUAAAAGAAACUGACGGAAUGCGAGUUCGUGGUAAUAGGAUCGUCGUAGAGUGGGCCAAGAACGGUGGAAAGAAACCGGGUAUGUCCGCAUACGGUAAAGCUAGAGUCAUUGGGCAAAAGACUGUCGUUCGAAUUCUUCUCGAUCUCAUAAUAGACAUCGUAGCAGGAGCCCUCGAAGAAGUUACGUCAGUAUUAAGAGUAUACAGUAAACUAGUACUACUAUGCCAGCAGCAAGAUAUGCUUGCACACUUUGAUUCACGUUUCCCCCGUCCAGUCAUUAUCUAUUGGUCAUAUUCUUCAGACAGUUUGGAUGUUACCUAUCUUCCCCUUGUCGAGAUAUCUCUUCCUAAUAGUCCCAGUCAAUAA